AUGGACCUAGCACACGGAGCUUUGGUUGUGGCUCUCCUUGCGAUAAUCAGUAUCACGACAAGUUUUAACAAGAAGAAAGCGCGAAGAAACCUCCCUUUGCCCCCUGGUCCAAGGCCCCUGCCUAUCCUUGGCAACUUGCAUCGCAUGAAUACAGUCUUUCCUUGGAUCACAUACAAAGAAUGGAGUGAUAUCUAUGGCGACAUUAUAUACUCUCGUAUCCUCAACCAGGACGUAAUCAUCUUGAACUCUGAGAAGGUAGCACGAGCGCUUCUUGAGAAGCGCUCUGGCAACUAUUCUGACAGACCCCGUUUUGCUACAAUGGAAUUGCAAGUAAUACGAUGCAUGCUUUUCAAACCUACUCACACUAUUUGUCUUAAAGGCUACGGUGAUGCUUGGCGCAGGCACAGACGAAUAUAUCAUCAAGCCUUCCGCCCUGAAGCCGCUGUGAUUUACAGACCUAUGCAGCUCCGCAAGGCGCACCAGCUCUUGCUCAAUCUUUUCCAUGACCCCGCUAAAUAUGAAAUGCAUCUGGAAACUCACUCGGCAUCCAUCGUCAUGUCUGCUGUUUAUGACUAUGACACGAAGCCCGAUGAUCCCCUCGUUUCCAUGAUUCAGGGGGCAAUGCAUAGAAUCAUUCAUGCUGAGACUCCAGAAAAGGCGGCUAUCAUUGAUUCCUACCCUGCCUUGACCUUAAUCCCUGCCUGGUUUCCUGGAGCAUCAUUCAAGCGACAUGCUUUGGAACUGAAGAGCGUACUCAAGGAUAUGGUUGAGAAACCAUUCGAAUAUGCGAUUGACAGAAUUUCCUCUGGGUUGUCUUCCCCCUCCAUGGUCUCCGAAGGACUCGCACGAUUUCAAGGCGAUCCGUCCUUUGAGUUGGCCAUUAAAGAGUCCAGUGCAACUGCAUUUGGGGCUGGUUCCGAGACUACACAUUCGGUCGUACUCGUCUUUGUACAAGCGAUGGUUCUCAAUCCAGAAGUUCAGAAACGUGCUCAAGCAGAAAUUGAUCGUGUCGUAACAGCUGACAGACUCCCCGACUUUGGUGAUCGUGAUUCUAUGCCAUACAUCGAAGCUAUCCUGCGCGAAACAUUGAGGUUCUAUCCGAUUGUACCUCUCGGCGUCCCUCAUGCUGCUGUGAACGACGACGUGUAUGAUGGAUACUUUAUCCCCAAAGGAACAUCUAUCCUGACGAAUGUCUGGGCAAUGACACACGACGCCACGAAAUACCCUGCUCCUUUCGAAUUCAAGCCCGAACGAUUCUUCACACCCUCUGGCGACCUGAACGACGACCACGUUACUCCCGUUUGGGGAUGGGGCAGACGCAUAUGCGUGGGGCGUUACGUUGCAGAUGCGACUUUAUGGUCUGCGAUCGCUUCCACGCUCGCUGUCUUCGAUUUCUUGAAAGCCACGGACGCAAAUGGAAAAGAUAUCAAUUUUGAACCUCGGUGGACUUCCGGAAUUAUGUCGCGUCCCGUGAGCUUCCCAUGUCGGAUUGUCCCUCGACGACGUGACAUGGAUGUGGAGAAACUUACAUCCCUGAUUAGCGCCACUGCGUGA
Messenger RNA from Suillus clintonianus, 1554 nucleotides. Its product is annotated as cytochrome P450. Gene Ontology annotation, molecular function: oxidoreductase activity, acting on paired donors, with incorporation or reduction of molecular oxygen; monooxygenase activity; iron ion binding. NCBI's taxonomy places the organism in Eukaryota, Fungi, Basidiomycota, Agaricomycetes, Boletales, Suillaceae. The record is from RefSeq and is a predicted model, not a curated record. The transcript has 12 exons. The coding region runs from base 1 to 1554 and encodes 517 amino acids.